AUGGCAAGCAGUCAGGGUGCGGGAUGCACCGCGCUGGUUUCCACGGCAACACCCUCCGACUCUGGUUUCCUGAUGAUGGCCAAUCAGCGCAGGAGUGCUUAUGUUCGGGGGCUACGAGGGAGCGUGGGGGUUAAGCUCGGCGUGGACAAGUUCACAGUCCACAGCCGACGUAUGAAGGAGGGGGGAAAAAAAGUCAUCAUGGCCCCGAAAAACGACCAAACGCAAUUCCGGUCCCCACUUUGCUUUCACUCCUUAAUAAAAGCUUUUCUGCUUCCCACAGUCCAGAUCUCCAUCCGUGAGUACCGACCCUCGGACCAGCGUGCCGUCGCUCAACUAUUUCGCGACGGAGUCCGCGAGCACAUCUACCCGGCCUUCUUCAAGUCCAUGGUCCACCUCGACCACGUGGGCGUAGCGCUGAGCCUCUCCAUGGCGGGCUACGUGCUGGGGGGCAGCUCCUACUUCCAGGCGCUGCUCUUCGGAGCGGCGUGGGCGGGGCUUAUCUACUUCUGCUGCCACGAGAUCUACGAGGGCUACCUGGCCAGGAGGCUGGGCGCAGACAUGGCCGACAUCUGGUCUAGCUACACGGAGAACCCGGAUAACGGAUUCUGGGUGGCGGAGGCAGACGGGCGCGAGCCUCCCAGGGUGGUGGGCAUGGUGGCGGUGAUCGGGCGAAGGGCGGGGGACAACGCCAACGGCAGGGUGGCGAUGGGGAGCGCGGACAAGGAGGGCGGGGCUACCGGGGAAUUGUCCCUGGUGGUCGUGGCGUUCCCGUGGCGGCGCAAAAAAAUGGGCUGCCAGCUGACCCAGCGAGCUUUGGACUUCUGCAAAGAGCGGGGCUUCGCUCGCCUCGCCCUGGACAUCAGCUCGCCACAGUCAGGCGCCGCCUCUCUGCUACGGAAGCUGGGCUUCGCUCAGACGUCGUCGCACGGCGUCACGCACGCCAACCGACUUAUCUCCAUUCUGGCCCGAAUCACCGUGAGCCGCAUGGAGAAAGUCCUCUGAGACACUCAAAGUCACAUUUUCACUUCCUGUUUCCUUAAAUACCGUCCUGCGCUCUACAUAAAUAAACGCCAGACCUCAAGUCGACGCCUCCUUUGUUCCCCCUGAAAAAGGCAAAUGGACUUUUCUGUGACCUCGUUUCAACAACGCACGACAUGGCAUCUGUAAAGCCGCUGACGCUCAGAAAAUAUCCGAUUGAAAAACCACCAAAGCUUCUGAGAACUUUAGCGAGGAGUUGGGCAGAAGGAAGGAAACGCUGGACAUCGAGCCUUCAAUGAAGGACGAAACACAACAAACACGUUAAAUUAUUCAACAAUAUUAUAAAA
Messenger RNA from Nerophis lumbriciformis (worm pipefish), 1325 nucleotides. The record is from RefSeq and is a predicted model, not a curated record. NCBI's taxonomy places the organism in Eukaryota, Metazoa, Chordata, Actinopteri, Syngnathiformes, Syngnathidae.